This is a messenger RNA of Ogataea philodendri, 1170 nucleotides long. RefSeq lists its product as uncharacterized. Gene Ontology annotation, cellular component: cytosol; nucleus. The transcript has a single exon. Lineage: Eukaryota; Fungi; Ascomycota; Pichiomycetes; Pichiales; Pichiaceae. Gene Ontology annotation, molecular function: mRNA 5'-diphosphatase activity. Gene Ontology annotation, biological process: nuclear-transcribed mRNA catabolic process; NAD-cap decapping. The record is from RefSeq and is a predicted model, not a curated record. Bases 1 to 1170 code for a protein of 389 amino acids.
AUGGAGUUUAGCAAAGUGUAUCCAUUGCAAUCGCGCGCGUCGGACGCGUCGGUGAAACAGCCCAAGGAACUGAUUGGGUAUUCGAGAGAUAUCAACGGUGUCUAUCACAUUGAUGAUUCACAGCUGAGUUACUAUUAUUUUCCCGAUAGCCAGAUGAAUGUUCCUGGUGGAGUGGAUCUCCAGGCUGGGUUCAAAGAGUUCCAGGCGAACGGCGAGGACUUUGGCGAGUUUUCCGGGUUGCUGGCUGCUCUGGAGGUUGUUGAGCGCAAAAACUCAGCCAAGACCCCGGUCGAUAUCAUCACUUGGAGAGGACUCAUGAGAAGUUUGAUGACCCUUCCCUUCUUCAACAGAGAAAAGCUAGUUUUCAACAUUGUUCCUUUUGACGGCCAGUUGUUCAUCCAACAGGACUUCCAGAACGCCAGAGAGGCCGCCGAGCUCGAAAAAUUGUCGAGAUCAGACCUCAAUAAACGUCAAAUGUUCUCUGGGUACAAGUUCGAGCAGGUCUCUACUCUGUCCAAGCCAUGGGCUCAAUGUACACGCAAGGAAAUCGAGCAGCGCGGCAAGGUUCCUGUGAAUAACAUCGAGCAGUACGCGACCGUGGUCAAGACCUCUUUCGGCAAAACAAACCUUGUCAUGGGAGCAGAAGUUGACUGUGUUUUUGAUUACAAGCCCGAGGACUCUGAUCCGCUUCCGCAUUACGUCGAGCUCAAGACAACACGUAUACUGGACUCGCCCAAGUCUGUGUUUUCCUUUGAGAACAAACUGUUAAAGUUUUGGGCCCAAUGUUUCCUAGUUGGUAUUCCAAAGAUUAUCUGUGGAUUCAGAGACGAUAACCUGAUAUUGCGCACAGUGGAGGAAUAUAGAACAGACAAGAUCCCUGUGAUGGUGAAAAACAACCCGCUUCCGAACAAAAGCCCAUCCAAGAACAAGUUCAUGCAAUCGCUCAAAUUUUUCAACGGUCUGAUCAACUGGAUAAACGAAACUGUUCCUCGUGACGAGACGAGAACAUACCGUUUGGUGUUUGACCCAACGGUUAACCCAAACUAUUUGAACUUGAGCGAAAAUUCGCCAGAUCUGACAGCCUCGUUGCUGGACCCGGAAUCGGGGGUGAUUCCUAGAAAGUUUAGAGAUUGGCGGUCUGAGCUGGCUGCUACCUCGACAAAUGUGUAG